Messenger RNA from Colletotrichum gloeosporioides, 840 nucleotides. Its product is annotated as Tyrosine-protein phosphatase. The transcript is spliced from 2 exons. The coding region runs from base 1 to 840 and encodes 279 amino acids. Gene Ontology annotation, molecular function: phosphoprotein phosphatase activity. Gene Ontology annotation, biological process: dephosphorylation. The record is from RefSeq and is a predicted model, not a curated record. NCBI's taxonomy places the organism in Eukaryota, Fungi, Ascomycota, Sordariomycetes, Glomerellales, Glomerellaceae.
AUGGCAUCCGACUCCGAUUAUUCGCCGGCGCAGCUACUUGAGCACGCCCAAACUGACGUACGAUUCCCCGUAGCAGAGCCGUUCCUUUCGGCUGUUCUCUCUCGCCCCCCUUUCAUAAACGUCGCCGGUACAUUCAACACCAGGGACGUCGGGUUGGUUCCGGGUACUCCUCUUCGGAAAGGCUAUGUGUUUCGCUCUGGAGCUCUCGAAAGCCUUGAUGAGGUCGGCAAACAGCAAAUUGCGGGUCAACUCGGUAUCAAGAAAAUAUUCGAUUUGAGAACGAGCCAUGAGCGAGAAAGGUAUCCGGAACCAGAUGUACCUGGUGUUGACAUAACGUGGAUCCCAAAUUCAUACAGCAACACUGUUGACAUCGACGACUUUGUUAGUGGGGGUGGCGAAGAAGGCUACUGCAAGAUGUACAUGGAUAUCAUGGAUAUAUACGCACCAACCAUGAAGACCGUCCUUGAACACGUCAGAGAUCGGCCACAGGAACCAUUCCUCUUCCACUGCGCGCUUGGCCGUGAUAGGACCGGUAUUCUUGCAGGCUUCCUAUUGUCCCUAGCUGGCGCUAAUGCGGAGACGAUUGCUCUGGACUACAUGAUCACCCGAAUUGGUUCGGAGCCCGUCCGUGAGCUUUUGCUUCAGCGGGCGAUAGAAGAGCACAAUUGCAACUUUGAUGUCCCUGUUUUUCACAAUCUUUGCAGUCUCCGAUUAUCGACCUGGCAACUAUUCGCAAUGCAUGUGGAAGCUAAAUACGGAGGUUUUGAGAAGUACGCCAUGGUCAGACUUGGAUUUUCUCGGGACGAAGUGGAACGAAUCGCUGGCCACUUGAGAGCAUAG